AUGCAGCGUUCCAGAUCGUUCCUGUUUCAGGUGUGUCUGAGUCUGGUGGUCUCUGUUGGCUCCUGCACAUGUAAGCCUCUCAACAAUGACAUCCAGACUGAGUAUGAUGAGAGAUUCUACUCUCAGCUGUCAGAGGAGGACCUUCUGGAGGAGGAAGAGACCGAUGCAAGGAUGGAGAACCUCUUAGGAACCAUGAAGGAGGGCUUUUUGAGACAACUCAACCUGUCGGAUGUUCCUCAAGAGCACAGUAAGAUCUACCCUCCUCAGUUCAUGAUGGAGCUCUACAACAAGUAUGCCUCGGACAGCUCGACGAUCCCUCAGUCUGAUGUCAUACGAAGCUUCACAGUGCAAGACAUCCCUCUCUCUGUGACAAAUGGCACAAAGACAAAACACAGGCUGCACUUCAAUAUCAGCAUUCCUAGCCAUGAGAAGAUCACUACUGCUGAACUACAGCUCUUCUUCUUCCCAAAGCCUGGAGUAAGGGUUGACUCGAGCAGAUUCAAGGCCACUGUCAAAGUCUAUGAAGUGGAUUACAAUAAUUUCACAUCCACAAACCAACUACUGGUGGGCAAAGAGGUGACAGGCUCACAGAGCACGUGGGAGACCUUUGAUGUGACCACAGCUAUUCAAAACUGGAUCAGGUUAGGCCAUGGAGAAACUGUUUUUGAUGUGGUGGUUGAUCGGAAGGACUGCAAGGUUCCUAAAAGUGGAGAGGAAGGAGCAGGCUGUCUAAAUAUGAGCAUGACUGUUGGAGACAACACUUCAGCGGCUCUAAUAGUCUUCUCAGAUGACCUCAGUAGCAGGAGAAGAGAGAAGCAGAUGGAAUUAAAAGAGAUGAUCCUCCAUGAAGAAGAAACUAUCCUACACUCAGGGGGCGAUUGGAACAGAGGAGAUCAGCUAUUAAAUGAGAUCCCUGAAGCUCAACAUCAACGAAGACAGAAAAGAAAGGCACAGAGGGAAUACUGCCAGCGCACCUCACUCAAAGUCAACUUUAGAGACAUUGGUUGGGACAGCUGGAUUGUUGCACCUCCAGAAUAUGACGCCUACGAAUGUCGAGGCCUGUGUUACCACCCGCUCACAGAUGAAUCCACCCCAUCAAAACACGCCCUCAUCCAGACACUGAUCAACAUCAGGGACCCUAAAAAGGCCAGCAUGGCUUGCUGUGUCCCCAUCAAACUGGACCCCAUCACAGUGAUGUAUAAGGAGAAUGGACGCCUCACGAUAAGAUAUCUUUAUGAGGAGAUGAAGGUGGCGGAGUGUGGUUGUAGGUAGUCAGAGAGGACUGGUUUUAUCUUAUUAUAAAGGUGUAAAAGCAGCAUUUUAUUCUAGUCAGUUGGAUGUUCACACCUUGCUUUGGUUCAGAUUAAGGAAAAUUGUCCAGGUUGAGGAAGUCACAUGGAUGUCAGCUGCUAACUUAUGUAGUUUGAUGGGAAGCUACAACCUAACUAGGUCUUAAGGUCAAAACAAAACUAAUACUUCUUCUUUUUUGACAGCAUACAUUUAACCAUUGUAAGACUACAAUCAUGCUAGCAGCUCUGUGAGGCUAACAGUAACAUUUUGAGCUAAAAGUUUCAUCAUAAUCAUAAGAUGUGGAUGUCAUACACUUAUAAUCUUUAUAUUACUCAUGAUCUCUUUGGCAUGUUAGCACAUUUUCCAUCGCUCUCAUAUGAGUGUGAGCAUGUUAGCAUUAAGUUAAAUGUUGUCAUCAACACACCAACAAUGAUAUUGAAAACAAGCUGAGCAUAUUCAUGAUCUGAUUUAAACAUAUGAGGACUUGAACUCUCACCUGAAACCCUCUCUAAGCAUGUUACCUUUGAACUUGAUGGUUUGAUAUGAAAUGAUUCUAAAAAUGUGCUGAUGUUUGCUGAUGAUAUCAUAUUCUUAAUCUUACUUUGGGAUGAACGCACAUUUGCUUACACUCUUACACUCACGUUAGCAUCCUAACUAUGAGUGAAAUAGUAUCCUCGGCAAUCGCACAAUGAUAAUGAAAACAUGCUGAUAUUUUGCAUUUAUAUAAGUGUGUUAGCCUGUUUGCUUAUCACCUCUAAUCAGAAUCUACAGCCAAAGGUUUUGUGAGGGUCCUUGCCUUUAAGGUAAGUUAUAAAGCAAAGAUAAUCGGGCCAUUCAAAACGUGUGCCUGAUAAUCUAGGUUAGAUUCAAGGACAGUUAUUAAGGACAGUUAAAUACAUGACUUUGUGUAAAAACUUUAAUGGCUAGCUGAUACAUUUUUUCAGAAUGAG
Molecule: messenger RNA, 2240 nt
Organism: Notolabrus celidotus (New Zealand spotty)
Lineage: Eukaryota; Metazoa; Chordata; Actinopteri; Labriformes; Labridae
Gene: gdf2
Product: growth differentiation factor 2
Exons: 2
Coding region: 1-1272 (423 amino acids)
Biological process (GO): BMP signaling pathway; SMAD protein signal transduction
Cellular component (GO): extracellular region
Molecular function (GO): cytokine activity; growth factor activity
Source: RefSeq, a predicted model, not a curated record